Acomys russatus (golden spiny mouse) is the source of this 3026-nucleotide messenger RNA. It is a transcript of the gene Gpsm1, whose product is annotated as G protein signaling modulator 1. NCBI's taxonomy places the organism in Eukaryota, Metazoa, Chordata, Mammalia, Rodentia, Muridae. The transcript has 13 exons. Bases 1 to 1956 code for a protein of 651 amino acids. Gene Ontology annotation, molecular function: protein binding; GTPase regulator activity. The record is from RefSeq and is a predicted model, not a curated record.
AUGGAGGCCUCUUGUCUGGAGCUGGCACUGGAAGGCGAGCGCUUGUGUAAGGCGGGGGACUUCAAGGCUGGUGUGGCCUUCUUUGAGGCUGCUGUGCAGGUGGGCACGGAGGACCUGAAGACCCUGAGUGCCAUCUAUAGCCAGCUGGGCAAUGCCUACUUCUACCUGAAGGAGUAUGCCCGGGCCCUGCAGUUCCACAAACAUGACCUACUGCUGGCACGGACCAUUGGUGACCGCAUGGGCGAGGCAAAGGCCAGCGGGAACCUAGGCAAUACACUCAAGGUCCUAGGCCGCUUCGAUGAGGCAAUCGUCUGCUGCCAGCGACACUUGGACAUUGCCCAGGAGCAAGGGGACAAGGUUGGGGAGGCGAGAGCACUUUACAACAUUGGAAACGUGUACCACGCCAAGGGUAAGCAGCUGUCCUGGAAUGCUGCACAGGACCCUGGGUACCUGCCACCUGAUGUCCGUGAGACCCUGCACAGGGCCUCUGAGUUCUAUGAGAGGAACCUGUCCCUGGUGAAGGAACUAGGCGACCGAGCGGCCCAGGGCAGGGCCUAUGGCAACCUGGGUAAUACUCACUACCUGCUGGGAAACUUCACCGAGGCCACAACCUUUCACAAAGAGCGUCUGGCCAUCGCCAAGGAGUUUGGAGACAAGGCAGCUGAGAGGAGGGCUUACAGCAAUUUGGGCAAUGCCCACAUCUUCCUGGGGCGCUUUGAUGUGGCUGCUGAACAUUACAAGAAGACGCUGCAGCUCUCUCGGCAGCUCCGGGACCAGGCAGUGGAAGCACAGGCUUGCUACAGCCUGGGCAACACCUACACUCUGCUGCAGGACUACGAGCGAGCUGCCGAGUACCACCUGCGGCAUCUGGCCAUCGCCCAGGAGCUGGCUGAUAGGGUGGGAGAGGGCCGGGCGUGCUGGAGCCUGGGGAAUGCCUAUGUGUCUAUGGGGAGCCCUGCACAGGCCUUGACCUUUGCCAAGAAGCACCUGCAGAUCUCCCAGGAGAUUGGUGACCGAAAUGGAGAGCUCACGGCCCGCAUGAAUAUUGCUCAGCUGCAGCUGGCCCUGGGCCGGCUGACCAGCCCAGCAGCGGCAGAGAAGCCAGAUCUGGCUGGCUAUGAGGCACAAGGCGCCAGACCCAAAAGGACACAGAGGCUGAGUGCUGAGACCUGGGACCUGCUGCGACUCCCUCUGGACCGGGAGCAGAGUGGAGACACGCACCACACAGGGGACUGGAGGGGGCCAGGCAGGGACUCGCUCCCCCUCCCCAUGAGGAGCAGGAAGUAUCAGGAAGGUCUCGAUGCCACUGAGGAGAGGAGGACGUGGGAGAGCGGCCACUCUCCAUUGGACAGUGCUGACGUAAGGGUGCAGGUGCCUCGUAUGGGUAUUCCCAGGGCCCCGUCUUCUGACGAGGAGUGCUUCUUUGACCUGCUGAGUAAGUUCCAGAGCAGUCGUAUGGAUGACCAGCGCUGUCCCCUGGAAGAAGGCCAGGCAGGGGCUGCUGAGGCCACAGCUGCCACCACCCUGGACGAGAGGGCAGCUCAGCCCUCCGUGACAGCUUCACCACAGACUGAGGAGUUCUUUGACCUCAUCGCCAGCUCCCAGAGCCGCCGGCUAGACGACCAGAGGGCUAGCGUGGGCAGCCUGCCUGGGCUACGCAUCACCCUCAACAAUGUGGGGCACCUCCGAGGCGAUGGGGACCCCCAGGAGCCAGGGGAUGAGUUUUUCAACAUGCUUAUCAAGUACCAGUCCUCCAGGAUUGAUGACCAGCGCUGCCCACCCCCGGAUGUGCUGCCCCGAGGCCCCACCAUGCCUGACGAGGAUUUCUUCAGUCUUAUCCAGAGGGUUCAGGCUAAGCGGAUGGAUGAGCAGCGUGUGGACCUCGCUGGGAGCCCAGAGCAAGAGGCCAGCGGGCUGUCCGAUCCCCGGCAGCAGUGUCCACCAGGUGCCAGCUAAGGCCACACCCCUACGGCCAGGCAUGCCCUAUCCUGGACUCUGGGACCUCACAGCUGUCCACAAUGGCCAUGAUCCCUCAAUAAGCCAAAUCCUCCCAAGGCCAUGAUGAAGAGCCAGCUCAGCCCCCAGCCCCUUCCCACUGAGCCAGAUAGUGGGCACAUAGCCCUCAAGGACCACCCCACCCCACCCCAGGGUGGUGGGUUCAGGCUAGAGCUGCCAUAUGGGGAAGGGCAUGCUUCUGUCCCCAUAUGGUCCACAGCUUCCUGCAAGCCUGGCCUGCCCUGCUCCAGGCCGGGCCUUCAGCAUGUUGGCCCCAAGCCCCGGUGCUGUCCAGAUUCUACAAGCCCUGCCCUGCCAAAUGUGAAACUGCCAACUUCCCCAAGCUCCCCAGAGGGGCCGCAAAGACUAUUCUGGAGCGGGGUGGUGGGUAAAGGGGGCUACAGUGGCAAGGCAUGUUCUGUCCCCCAGCUGGUCCUGGGAUGGCCACACAGGAGAUAUACUCUGAUCUGUCUCACUUCCCCAGGGCAGGCCCUAUCCUGGCCUGUCUGAACCCAACCCUGCUAUGGGAGAUUGGCAACUGCAAAGUCCAGAUACCCUUGACCUGGUAGUCGCUAGCCUUGCACUUGGCCUUUGAGGAAGGAUGGAUCUUGUCUCUGGCAAAGGGACAAGGCAAGCCUCCAAGCCCAAAACACAGGCAGGGUCUUGUCCUAGGAGUGCUGGCUGGUGGGCGUUCAUGAGGGAUCUCUGCUCAACACCAUCUCCAGUCCCCUCAGCGGACAUCCACCCCAUUUUAGUAGGGAGAUGGUAUCUUGGCUUCCUCCCCAAGGAAGGGUCCAGCUGCAGUAUCUGAGUUGGACACAGGGCAAUGCAGUUGGGAUGGGGACUCAAGUAGGAGUCCUGGGGCAUCUGUGAGACAGACCCUUGGGGACCAUGGUCCCAGCUCUUGCCUGCAGAUCCUACAGGUAGCCCUAUUGGAGGGCUCUGUACAACCUACUAACACGGAGCCUCUUACCCUGCAGCCUGGGAGGGGGCAGAGCAAGGGAAACUGAAGGGCUGGGCCUGGGGACCCG